AUGUUGGACCAGAACGGAUCCCUACACACACUACCACAGACCAGGAGCAUUGUCGAACCCGAGUGCAAAAUUUUCAUGUACUGGGCGGGUAGCGCUGCAAGGCUGUACUCAUUCCUGGCACCCUCAACGGUCGGGGGUUUCAGUGACUGGGAGGAGAUUGUCGAAAAGUACAUGUCUGAUGAAAGCCUCCGCGAGGGCAGAGACCGAAGCGAAAUCUCUGAGAGGGUUUGCAUCGCGAAGAAUGGGUCUGAUGAUUUCAACGGCACGGUCAUCUCGAUCCCUGGACUCAAGGAUAUGCAUGAUUACGAACGAGAAUUCGGUGAAGUCCCACUGCAGGCGGGUGUGACAUCAAUGCUUCGAGAAACAGUAAGUCUCGCGAAAGCGACCGAUGGGGUCGUGUGCGCUUCAGCGAUGGCACUGGAGGGCGACACCUUGACUGCAUGCAACAAGUACACGACUGUGCAUCCCGUGGGUGUCCAAAUCGCGCCGAGGGGUUGGUCACACGAUGUCCCAACUAUAAAGGAGGAUAAACUGCUCUCCUUUAUUCAACACUAUGGCAAGGGCGAGGUUAUCUUGAUAUCCUUUGGUUCGCUCGUCUUUCCAACCAACCGGGGUAACUUCCAGGCUCUGAUCACUUCACUCAUAGAGGCGAAAUACCCAUUUGUUUUGGUCCUUGGCGGUAUGUUCGCCGGUAAGGGCGUUGAUGCUGAAGACAUCAAGAAGAUCCACGACAGUGGCGUUGGUCAUGUCUGCGAUACGUGGGUUGAUCAGCUGGCCCUCCUGCAGCAUCCAGCCAUUGGAUGGCUGUUCGCACACGGCGGCUUCAACUCGACAGUGGAAAGCUUGGUACAAGGUAAACCACUUAUUGGAUGGCCGCUGGCUCCAGGCGAUAACGCGAUCAACACUGCGAUGGCUUCAACACGAGCAAAGCCUGUGGCAUUCGAGGUGAUGCAGAUCAGAACUGGACAUGCCAGAGGUAAACCUAUGAGAGGGGGCCCUGAAAUUGAUGGCACUGAGGAGAGUGUGAAGCGCGAGUUCGAGGAAAUCCUGGCGAAGAUGAGAGGUGAAGAGGGCAAAGAAAGAAGGGAAAAUGCGCAUGCUCUUGCCGCAGACUUAAGAACUGAGAGGGAUGGCAUUGCCCAAAAGGUCGUCGCGAAACUGGCUGCGAUCUGA
This is a messenger RNA of Diaporthe citri, 1173 nucleotides long. RefSeq lists its product as uncharacterized. Gene Ontology annotation, molecular function: UDP-glycosyltransferase activity. The transcript is spliced from 5 exons. The coding region runs from base 1 to 1173 and encodes 390 amino acids. The record is from RefSeq and is a predicted model, not a curated record. Lineage: Eukaryota; Fungi; Ascomycota; Sordariomycetes; Diaporthales; Diaporthaceae.